Molecule: messenger RNA, 325 nt
Organism: Racocetra fulgida
Lineage: Eukaryota; Fungi; Glomeromycota; Glomeromycetes; Diversisporales; Gigasporaceae
Source: the annotation of a GenBank genome assembly
AUGUUUGUUUGUGGUGUAAAUUUGGAAGCCUAUAAGCCUGAAUAUAAGGUGAUCUCAAAUGCUUCUUGCACUACCAAUUGCUUGGCACCAUUAGCCAAGGUUAUCCAUGAUGAAUUUGGUAUCAUUGAAGGGUUGAUGACUACAGUUCACUCUACAACUGCUACGCAAAAAGUUGUUGAUGAAACUGAUUAUGAGACGAUAAAGGCGUGCAUGAAGCGUGCUUCUCAAAACGAACUGAAAGGAAUUCUUGAUUACACCGAAGAUGAUGUUGUUUCAACUGAUUUUAUUGGUGAUACUCACUCUUGUAUUUUUGAUGCUAAAGCUG